GUUUGCCCCGGAAGUGGCUGUCUUCAGCUGACAGCUGCUCGUAAGGUGGCAGCGGCAGGCCGAGUGCAAGAUGGCGUUGCGGCCGGGGUCUGGAGCUGGCGGCGGCGGGGCUGCUGGAGCUGGCACGGGGGCCACCGGGGGAGGCAGCUUCUUGUUUUCGGUUGCAAGUGGAAUAAGACCCCCUCAAGGUUUGAUGUCUAUGCAGCAACAAGGAUUUCCUGUGGUCUCUGUCAUGCAGCCUAAUAUGCAAGGCAUGAUGGGAAUGAAUUACAGCUCUCAGAUGUCCCAAGGACCUAUUGCUAUGCAGGCAGGGAUACCAAUGGGACCAAUGUCAGCAGCAGGAAUGCCUUACAUGGGACAAGCACCAUUCCUGGGAAUGCGUCCUCCAGGCCCACAGUACACUCCAGACAUGCAGAAACAGUUUGCUGAAGAGCAGCAAAAACGGUUUGAACAGCAACAAAAACUUUUAGAAGAAGAAAGAAAAAGACGCCAGUUUGAAGAGCAGAAGCAAAAGCUCAGACUUCUGAGUAGUGUGAAACCCAAGACAGGAGAGAAGAGUAGAGAUGAUGCUUUGGAAGCCAUAAAAGGAAACUUAGAUGGGUUUUCCAGAGAUGCUAAGAUGCACCCUACUCCAGUAUCACAUCCCAAGAAACCAGGUGUGGGAGUGUUUCCCUCACAGGAUCCCGUUCAGCCCAGAAUGCCUCCUUGGAUUUACAAUGAGAAUUUGGUUCCAGAUGCUUAUAAGAAAAUUUUAGAAACCACAGUGACUCCAACUGGAAUAGAUACUGCUAAACUUUAUCCCAUUCUGAUGUCAUCUGGACUUCCCAGGGAAACUCUUGGACAGAUAUGGGCCUUAGCUAAUCGAACUACACCUGGCAGACUUACUAAAGAAGAACUUUAUACUGUUCUGGCCAUGAUAGCAGUAACACAGAGAGGAGUUCCUGCCAUGAAUCCUGAUACUUUAAGCCAGUUUCCUGCAGCUCCUAUUCCAACUUUAAGUGGCUUUCCUAUGACUCUUCCUACUCCUGUGAGUCAGCCCACUGUGAUGCCUUCAGGCCCGGCAGGCUCCAUGCCACUCAAUCUGGGACAGCCAGUCAUGGGCAUUAACCUUGUUGGACCAGUGGGUGGAGCUGCAGCCCAGGCUUCCAGUGGUUUCUUGCCAACAUAUCCAGCAAAUCAGGUGGUAAAGCAAGAAGAAGAUGACUUCCAGGAUUUUCAAGAUGCUUCUAAGUCAGGCUCUCUGGAUGACUCAUUCAGUGAUUUCCAAGAGGUGCCUGCUUCUUCAAAAACAAAUCAUUCCCAGCAUGGAAACAGUGCUCCUUUGUUGAUACCACUUACUGGAACGAAAACAUCGGCUUCAAUGGAUAAAUACGCUGUGUUUAAAGGAAUUGCAGCUGACAAGACCUCUGAAAAUACUGUUCCAUUUGGAGAGCCUGGUGAUAAAUAUAGUGCUUUCAGAGAACUUGAACAGACAGCAGAGGGUAAAUCUUUAGGAGAAAGCUUUGCAGAAUUCAGAGGUCCAGGAGCUGAUGAUGGUUUUACUGAUUUUAAAACAGCCGAUAGCAUAUCACCACUAGAGCCGCCAACAAAAGAUAAAACUUUUCCAGCAUCCUUCACCUCAGGAACUAUACAACAGAAACAACAAACACAAGUGAAAAAUCCUCUGAACCUAGCAGACCUAGAUAUGUUUUCCUCAGUCAGUUGCAGCAAUGAAAAAUCAAUGUCUUUCUCAACAGCAUUUAGUGCGUCAAAAUCCAUUUCAACACGACCACCACCAACUGAUUGUGCUGCAACUACAACAGCAUUGGCGUCAACUAAAACUUCUGGUUUGGCUGAUGAUUUUGGAGAAUUCAACCUUUUUGGGGGAUAUUCUAGUCCAACAUCUGUUGGAGAACAGGAUGAUUUUGCCGAUUUUAUGGCUUUUAGUAAUAGCUCAAUUUCAUCUGAGCAAAAUGCAGAUGACAAAUACGAUGCCUUGAAAGAAGAAGCUAGCCCUGUUCCUCUCACCAACAACUCGGGCAGCACAGUGAAGAGUGGACAGAAUCCAACUGCUGCACCUACUAAAUAUGAUGUCUUCAAACAGCUUUCUCUGGAAGGAUCUGGACUAGGUGCUGAAGAACUUAAAGAGAGCACUCCUUCAGGAAAAAGUGAGGAUGAUUUUGCUGACUUCCAUUCCAGUAAAUUUUCUUCCAUGAACUCGGACAAAUCCCUUGGAGACAAAGCAGUGGCCUUCAGACACACCAAAGAAGACUCUGCUUCUGUGAAGUCCUUGGAUCUCCCUUCCAUUGGAGGCAGCAGUGUUGGCAAGGAGGACUCUGAAGAUGCACUCUCUGUUCAGUUUGACAUGAAAUUGGCUGAUGUGGGAGGCGAUCUUAAGCAUGUCAUGUCUGAUAGCUCUUUGGAUUUGCCCACAGUUAGUGGCCAGCAUCCUCCUGCUGCAGAUAUAGAGGACUUAAAAUAUGCCUCUUUUGGAACCUACAGUAGCAAUUUUGCAGUGAGCACACUUACAAGCUAUGACUGGUCAGACAGGGAUGAUGCAUCUCAGGGCAGAAAACCCUCUCCAUUUGUCCUCUCAGCAGGAAGCGGGUCCUCCUCAGCUGCUUCCGUUUUCCAGAAGAAAGAGACUUCCUUUGGCAGUUCGGAAAGCAUCACCAUGACGUCUCUCUCCAAAAUAACCACCUUUGCAAGUGAAGAUGCUCAUCCAGAGACCACCUUUCCAGCUUUUGCCAAUUUUAAAGAUGGAAUCCCACAGACUAUUGAGCAAAAGGACUAUGAAAGCAGGAACUUUAAAGAUUUUACAAGUCAGGACCUGCCUUCAGCGGACCGGAGCCAAGAGGUCAUGUGUCCAAGCCCAGCAUCUAGUGGUGCUUCUCAUGAAACCCCUAAAGAAUGUUCGGAUGACUUUGGAGAGUUCCAAAGUGAAAAGCCCAAAAUCAGCAAGUUUGACUUUUUACUGGCGAAUUCACAAAGCAAAAUGAAAUCCAGUGAAGAAAUGAUCAAAAGUGAGCUGGCAACCUUCGACCUUUCUGUUCAAGGAUCUCACAAGAGGAGUUUGAGCCUGGGUGAUAAAGAAAUCAGCCGUUCCUCUCCUUCUCCAGCUUUGGAGCAACCUUUCCGAGACCGUUCAAGCACUCUGAGUGAGAAGCCUGCUCUGCCUGUCAUCCGUGACAAGUACAAAGAUCUGACAGGAGAGGUGGAGGAGAAUGAGAGAUAUGCAUACGAAUGGCAGAGAUGUCUGGGGAGUGCCCUAGAUGUCAUAAAGAAGGCAAAUGACACCUUAAAUGGAAUCAGUAGUAGUUCUGUUUGCACAGAAGUAAUUCAGUCAGCUCAAGGCAUGGAAUAUUUAUUAGGUGUCGUUGAGGUGUACAGGGUAACCAGACGUGUGGAGCUGGGGAUAAAGGCCACCGCAGUGUGCAGUGAGAAACUCCAACAGUUGCUGAAGGACAUUGAUAAAGUGUGGAACAACCUAAUCGGCUUCAUGUCACUCGCCACACUCACGCCAGAUGAAAAUUCACUGGAUUUUUCCUCCUGUAUGCUGCGCCCUGGGAUUAAAAAUGCUCAGGAACUUGCUUGUGGAGUGUGCCUCUUAAACGUGGACUCUAGGAGCCGGAAAGAAGAGAAGCCUGCAGAAGAACAUCCUAAAAAAGCAUUCAACUCAGAAACAGACAAUUUCAAGCUGGCAUAUGGAGGACACCAGUAUCACGCCAGCUGCGCCAACUUCUGGAUCAACUGUGUUGAACCAAAACCUCCUGGUCUUAUCCUACCUGAUUUGCUCUGAAGAGCUCCUCUCUGAAGCA
This is a messenger RNA of Chrysochloris asiatica (Cape golden mole), 3797 nucleotides long. It is a transcript of the gene SYNRG, whose product is annotated as synergin, gamma. Gene Ontology annotation, molecular function: protein binding. Bases 71 to 3778 code for a protein of 1235 amino acids. Lineage: Eukaryota; Metazoa; Chordata; Mammalia; Afrosoricida; Chrysochloridae. The record is from RefSeq and is a predicted model, not a curated record. Gene Ontology annotation, cellular component: clathrin coat of trans-Golgi network vesicle. The transcript is spliced from 21 exons.